Messenger RNA from Gigantopelta aegis, 1926 nucleotides. Its product is annotated as nucleotide exchange factor SIL1-like. The record is from RefSeq and is a predicted model, not a curated record. Lineage: Eukaryota; Metazoa; Mollusca; Gastropoda; Neomphalida; Peltospiridae.
CUGCAAUGGCUGACGUGGAGGAAAGAGCGAGCGCCAAGUCAACAUUUAGAAGAAUGAUGCAAGACUAACUGCAUAUAUAUCCAUGAUGAGUUUUCUCUAUAGAAGUAUUAAAGUGACUAACCUGGUUGUGCUGGUGGUGUUCCUGGCUGGCUGUUACUAUGGUUUGUGUGUGCAGUGUGAAACGUCUCCCCCAGGAAAGCAAGCUGCCCUCACAGUGGUGGAGAUUGACGAGGCAGAUGACGAUGAUGAUGGAAUUGUGGCAGUAGAAGAAAACGGUGAUUCUGAUCCGUUAGAAGUGUUUUAUCCUUCAAAAGAAUGGAAGACUGUCAAGUCAGGUCAGGCAAUUCCCCGUGGGUUACAUGUGCGGAUGAACCUGCAGACUGGGAAGAAAGAAGCCAAGUUAAUGGACGGUGAGAAUGGUGUCAAGUACUGGGAGACAGAUGGCAGGAAAGGCAUGUUGAACACUGGGAAGAAACAGUUUACCAGAGAUGAGUUGAAGGAAGCUCUAAAACAUUUCAAAGCACAGGAUUCAGAUAAAGAUGAUACAAAGAAAAAUGAUGGAAAAAAGAAGUUCCGAAGCUAUGAAGAACUUAAAGAAGAGUUAGCAAAGGCCAAAAUGUCGAUAAAGACUGACGCAGAGAUUGUGUCGGAGCUGGUGGAUCUGUUCAGGAAAACUCCAUUUGACUCUGACAGGAAGGCUAUCCUGACAGAUUUGGAGUACUAUCUUCACCAGAUUGACAAUGCAGUACAUUUCUGUGACAUUGGAGCCAUGCCAGAUCUGAUCAGAUGUCUGAAUGAUACAAAUGAAAAUAUCCGAGCUGAGGCUGCUUUUGUUCUGGGUUCCGCUCUUCAAAGCAAUCCAAAAGUGCAGAUCUCCGCUGUUGAGAAUGGUGCUAUACAGUCGAUGUUGCGAGUCCUGUCGACAGAAUCUUCGUUCACCGUGAGGAAGAAAACAAUGUACGCCCUCUCGUCCAUACUCAGACAUUUCCCGUUCGCACAGAAGAAGUUCCUGGAGCUGGGAGGACUGGCGUCGUUGAAGAAGCUGUUUGAAGAUUCUGGUGCUGAGGCAGAACAACUGCAAGUGAAAGCCGUGACCUUGAUGUACGACCUUGUUACCGAGAAGGAGCUGACAGUCAAAGAUUCAAGACAGGACAAGUUACUGAAAGAGAAACAAAAACAAUACAAAGAUGUUAAUUUAAAAGACGGUUUGAAGGACAUGGGCUGGUGCACACUGAUAGCAAAACUUCUGGAUGUCAGUGAACACGACAGCCGGGAAAAGGUUUUAAAUGCCAUGUUGUCACUGACGGAGGAAUGUCGGAACAGUUUUGCCGAUGUGCGCCCCACCCUGACACGACUUUUAACAGAGUACAGGGAUCUGGCGAAAGAGGAAUUCGAGGAUGAUGGAUAUUUCCAGGGUCUUGUGAACACGUUGAACAUCAUGUUUAAGUCUCUGCACUUGAAGGAAGAGCUGUGAUGACGGAAUACAGACGUUAUAAUGUCCUUUUAUUGGUCAUCCUGCCAUGAUUCAUUCAGACAAGUUCAUUCAAGUUUUCUAUUGUGUUAAAUACUGUAAAUAAGCUGCUUUUUAUAUCAUGAUAUAAUAUGAAGGGUUUUAAGAUAAAUAUAUUUUUAGUUCCCUAUCGGUGCAACCAGAGGGGUCUGUAGGAUUCAUCUCUGUCCUUCUGUCCGUCUGUCCGUUUGUCCCACAUGGUUUUCCGGACUUUGUUUAGCAAUGCCUCAAGAUAUUGAUCUGAAAUGUUGGGUAUAGCCUUAUCAUGUACAGUUUUAUAUUAAGUUUGUCGUUCAUGGCAAUUUACCCAUUUUUAUACGCCCAUCUAUGGGUUGUAUUAUGGUAUGGCGUUGUCCGUUCGUCUGUCCGCCCGUACUUUUCACGGUCUACUGCACAUAACAAUAAAUCCUUGUCCA